Euleptes europaea (tarantolino) is the source of this 2017-nucleotide messenger RNA. RefSeq names its product forkhead box O1 (gene FOXO1). NCBI's taxonomy places the organism in Eukaryota, Metazoa, Chordata, Lepidosauria, Squamata, Sphaerodactylidae. The record is from RefSeq and is a predicted model, not a curated record. Gene Ontology annotation, cellular component: nucleus. Gene Ontology annotation, biological process: regulation of transcription by RNA polymerase II; insulin receptor signaling pathway. Gene Ontology annotation, molecular function: DNA-binding transcription factor activity, RNA polymerase II-specific; RNA polymerase II cis-regulatory region sequence-specific DNA binding. The transcript is spliced from 3 exons. Bases 1 to 1899 code for a protein of 632 amino acids.
AUGGCCGAGGCGCCUCCGCCCGUCGAGACCGACCCCGACUUCCAGCCGCUGGCCCGGCCCCGCUCCUGCACUUGGCCGCUGCCCCGGCCGGAGCUGGCCCCGUCCAGCCCGGGCCAGACGCCCACCCCCACCCCGGCCAGGGCCGCCUCGCCGUCCCGCGGCGGGCGGGUCGCGGCCCUGUGCGCCGCCUCGCCCGGCGGGGACCUCCUCAGCUUGCUGGAGGGCGGAGGCGAGGGCUUCGAGGGCGGCGAGCUCGGGACCCCGGGCGGUUGCCCCUGCGGGGACUUCCCUUGCCUCCAGCACCCUCCGCAGCAGCCGCCGCCGCCGGCGUCGUCGUCGGGGGCCUUGGCCUCGUCGGGGGCCGGGCCCCGCAAGAGCACCUCGUCCCGCCGCAACGCCUGGGGGAACUUGUCCUACGCCGACCUCAUCACCAAGGCCAUCGAGAGCGCCCCGGACAAGCGGCUCACCCUCUCCCAGAUCUACGAGUGGAUGGUCAAGAACGUGCCUUACUUCAAGGACAAGGGGGACAGCAACAGCUCCGCCGGGUGGAAGAAUUCAAUCCGCCACAACCUCUCAUUGCACAGCAAGUUUAUCAGAGUGCAGAAUGAAGGAACAGGAAAAAGCUCGUGGUGGAUGCUCAACCCAGAAGGCGGCAAAAGUGGCAAGUCUCCCAGGAGAAGGGCGGCAUCCAUGGACAACAGCACCAAGUUUGCAAAAAGCAGGGGCCGAGCUGCAAAGAAAAAAGCAGCCCUCCAGGCAGGUCAGGAUGGAAAUGGGGAGAGUCCAGGCACGCAGUUUUCCAAAUGGCCGGCCAGCCCCAGCUCCCAUAGUAACGAUGACUUCGAUAAUAACUGGAGUACAUUUAGACCUAGAACCAGUUCUAACGCUAGUACAAUUAGCGGGAGACUUUCUCCAAUCCUGCCAGAACAAGAUGGCCUUGGAGAAGGAGACGUGCACUCCAUGGUCUACCCUCCGUCAGCAACCAAAAUGGCUUCAACUCUGCCCAGCCUUUCUGAGAUGAGCAGUUCAGAAACCAUGGAGAACCUCUUGGAUAACCUCAACCUUUUAUCCCCGAACACAUCCUUGGCUGGAUCAACCCAAUCCCCACCUGCUACCAUGAUGCAGCAACCACCAGGUUAUUCAUAUACUACGUCCAACACAAAUAUAGGUUCGCCAAAUGCAGACUACAGGAAAUACCGUUACAGUCAGACUAGCAUGAACACACUGUCCCAAAUGCCUAUGCAAACCAUUCAAGACAAUAAACAGAGCUAUGGAACCAUCAGCCAAUAUAGUUGCCCUGUAGGACUGCUGAAGGAAUUGCUAACUUCUGAUUCCCCUCCGCACAGUGAUAUCUUGACAUCUGUAGAUGCUCGUAUCUCCCAGUCUGGUGGCCGAGUGUUGGGACCAAAUGUGUUAAUGGCCACUAACUCAGCAAUGGCACCCUACGCCAGCCAACAGAAUCAUAACAAAAUCGUUGCCCCCAGCACCCACCCACACCAGGGACAUGUCCAGCCAACAUCAGUAGUCAACAGCCAUACCUUCUCUCUCACAGUUAGCACUGCGUCUCACGCGUCAGGUUUAAAUCGUUCGUCCCCAGCGAAAACCUCAGUACAAGUGCCUAUGAGCCACCCCAUGCAGAUGAGUAGCAUAAACCCUUACACCACUGUGAACAGCUGUAACGGCUAUGGAAGAGUGGGAAUUGUAUCUUUCCAUCAGGAGAAGCUCCCUAGUGACUUAGACGAUAUGCUGAUUGAGCGAUUGGACUGCGAUAUGGAGUCAAUCAUUCGUAAUGACCUCAUGGAUGGGGAAACAUUAGAUUUUAACUUUGACAAUGUGUUGCCUAACCAAGGCUUGUCGUAUGGCGUAAAGACGACGACACACAGCUGGGUGCCUGGAUAAGACUGGAAGACUACAAUUUGAAGUGCUUCAGAGAUCUCUGACUGCAGGAACUGAGCAAGAGAGUCCAAAGAUGUCCUUCAACCUCUGUAUAGUCUUUGUAAAUUUUCUCUUGUCAGAC